Trachymyrmex cornetzi is the source of this 846-nucleotide messenger RNA. RefSeq names its product gastrula zinc finger protein XlCGF7.1-like. The transcript is spliced from 5 exons. Gene Ontology annotation, molecular function: RNA polymerase II cis-regulatory region sequence-specific DNA binding; DNA-binding transcription factor activity. The record is from RefSeq and is a predicted model, not a curated record. Gene Ontology annotation, biological process: regulation of transcription by RNA polymerase II. Bases 1 to 846 code for a protein of 281 amino acids. NCBI's taxonomy places the organism in Eukaryota, Metazoa, Arthropoda, Insecta, Hymenoptera, Formicidae.
AUGGAAUCUCAUUCGCAACGGAUUUCAAGUGGACCAACACAUAAUGACACAACAGAAUAUGUGCUUCAACCGUAUGCUACCCCCUCUGAAGCUUUAAGACAAAGUAAUAGAGAUGUAUGUACCGACGUAAAACCUCACAUAUGCGGAGUGUGUGACAUAACAUUUAAGAACAAAAGUGAUUUGCAUAAGCAUGAAAUAAUUCAUACAAGUGAAAAACCAUAUCAAUGCGAACUUUGUGAUAAAUCAUUUAAUCGAAAAUCGAAUCUAAACGAGCACAAAGUAGUACAUACCGAAGUGAAAUCUCACAGAUGCGGAGUGUGUGACAAAACAUUUAAGAGAAAAAGUGAAUUGCAUAAGCAUGAAAUAAUUCAUACAAGUGAAAAACCAUAUCAAUGCGAACUUUGUGAUAAAUCAUUUAAACGAAAAUCGAAUCUAAACGAGCACAAGAAGGUACAUAUCGAAAUGAAAUCUCACAUAUGCGGAGUGUGUGACAAAACAUUUAAGGCAAAACGUUAUUUGCAUCAGCAUGAAAAAAUUCAUACAGAUGAAAAACGAUAUCAAUGCAAAUUAUGCGAUAAAUCAUUUAAUCGACAAUGUCAUCUAAACUCGCAUCAGAUGGCACAUAUCGAUGCGAAACCUUACAAGUGUGACCAAUGUGAGAAAAGUUUCACGUCAAAACGAGUGUUGCGUCGUCAUAUAAAUGCAAAGCACAACGCUAAAAGACCGUACAGAUGCGGAAUAUGUAGUAAAACGUUUAAACAUAAUGGUGAUUUGCAUAGGCAUGAGAGAAUUCAUACAAGUGAAAAACCAUAUCAAUGCGAGGUUUGUGAUGAAUCAUUUCGGUGA